CCCUUUCCAAGAUGUUUCCUCGUUUUCCCCUUUCAAAUCUGUACUUCCUUCCUAUUUAAAAAAACAAUAAACAAUUAUAUGUUUAUCUUACCUUCUCCUUCCCCAUUUGACUUCUUCAACCCCCCUUUGUUGAAACUCGAGACUUCAUUGACCAAAACCCCACCUUCCCCCUCAGCUGCCUCCUUCAACCUUCAAAAUCUCUGUUUUUCACCCUUUUCUCAAAAUCCCAUUUUUCUGAUCAAGAUUUUCAUGUUUAUGACUUGAUACACCCUUCUUUUGCACCCAUAUUCAUAUAAUUUUUUUCUGAUCCUGAAAUCCCCAAGAUGAACAAUCUGUUCUCAGGCUCCUUCUCUCGCUUCCGGAGCGAAGAGGCGUCCCCUGAUCACCUUGUAAUCGAGAUGACUCAGUCCUCCUGCACCUCUGGCGGUGUUAACCUCGACAAGUUCUUCGAAGACGUCGAGUCCAUCAAAGACGAGCUCAAAGAACUCGAGAGGCUAAACGACGACCUUUCAGCGUCUCACGAGCGAAGCAAGACGUUGCACAAUGCGAAAGCCGUGAAAGAAUUGAGAGCAAAGAUGGAUGCUGAUGUAGCCAUGGCCUUGAAAAAGGCCAAGCUCAUUAAGGUUAGGUUGGAAGCGCUUGACCGCUCCAACGCUUCUAACCGGAGUUUACCUGGCUGUGGACCGGGUUCUUCUUCGGACAGGACGAGGACGUCGGUUGUGAACGGGCUGAGAAAGAAGUUGAAGGAUUCUAUGGAGAGUUUUAAUGGGUUGAGGGAAAAGAUCUCGUCAGAGUAUAGAGAAACUGUUCAAAGAAGAUAUUUCACGGUUACAGGAGAAAACCCAGAUGAGAAAACUCUUGAUCUUUUGAUUUCAACAGGAGAGAGUGAGAGUUUUUUGCAAAAAGCCAUUCAAGAACAAGGGAGGGGCAGAAUUUUGGACACCAUCAAUGAGAUUCAAGAAAGGCAUGAUGCUGCUAAGGAUUUGGAGAAGAAUCUCAAGGAAUUGCAUCAAGUUUUCUUGGACAUGGCGGUGCUGGUUCAGGCUCAAGGAGAGCAAUUGGAUGAUAUCGAGAGCCAUGUGAAUAGGGCUAAUUCAUUUGUGAGAGGAGGAACUGAGAGGCUUCAAACAGCUAGGAAUUACCAGAAAAACACCCGGAAAUGGACUUGUUAUGCUAUCAUACUGUUGCUGGUGAUCGUCUUAUUUGUGGUGUUGUUCACUGUUAGACCAUGGGAAAACAAUGGCGGUGGCGGCGGCGGUGGUAACAACAAUCCAACAUCAACCCCACCAGCUCCACCUACUGCUUGACCUUAGGUUGACAUGUUAGCUAUGCAGUAUUGUUCAUUGAGAUUUCGAGAUUUUGCAUCUUAUUAUUUCUUUGGAUUGGUUUAUAGAUUCUUCCGUGUAACUAGUUUUUUUGGUUGAAUUCUUUUCCGUUUUCUUUGUUACUAUUACAUAUAAUUUACUGUUUAUUAAAUGAAAUAGUGUUCCAUUAUAUUAUAUUA
Molecule: messenger RNA, 1504 nt
Organism: Gossypium raimondii (Peruvian cotton)
Lineage: Eukaryota; Viridiplantae; Streptophyta; Magnoliopsida; Malvales; Malvaceae
Product: syntaxin-121
Exons: 2
Coding region: 324-1307 (327 amino acids)
Biological process (GO): vesicle fusion; exocytosis; intracellular protein transport
Cellular component (GO): endomembrane system; plasma membrane; SNARE complex
Molecular function (GO): SNAP receptor activity; SNARE binding
Source: RefSeq, a predicted model, not a curated record